Trypanosoma cruzi is the source of this 432-nucleotide messenger RNA. RefSeq names its product mucin TcMUCI, putative. The record is from RefSeq and is a predicted model, not a curated record. The transcript has a single exon. Lineage: Eukaryota; Euglenozoa; Kinetoplastea; Trypanosomatida; Trypanosomatidae. Bases 1 to 432 code for a protein of 143 amino acids.
AUGACCACACUCACGAUGAUGACGUGCCGUCUGCUGUGCGCCCUGCUGUUGCUCGCCUUGUGCUGCUGCCCGUCCGUGUGCGUGACAGCAAGUGUUAAGCAGGACACUACGACUACGACUACAACAACAAAGCCACCAACUACGACGACCACUACAACAACAAAGCCACCAACUACGACGACCACGACCACAACAAAGCCACCAACUACGACGACCACUACAACAACAAAGCCACCAACUACGACGACCACGACCACAACGACCACUGCGCCAGAGGCACCAAGUAUUACGACUACAGAGGCGCCAAAUACGACGACCACCCGUGCACCGUCACAUGUUCGCAGAAUUGACGGCAGCCUCGGCAGCUCUGCGUGGGCGUGUGCCCCGCUGCUUCUCGCCGCAUCCGCGCUGGCGUACACCACUCUGGGCUGA